Messenger RNA from Limanda limanda (common dab), 213 nucleotides. RefSeq names its product guanine nucleotide binding protein (G protein), gamma transducing activity polypeptide 2b (gene gngt2b). NCBI's taxonomy places the organism in Eukaryota, Metazoa, Chordata, Actinopteri, Pleuronectiformes, Pleuronectidae. Gene Ontology annotation, molecular function: G-protein beta-subunit binding. Gene Ontology annotation, cellular component: heterotrimeric G-protein complex. The coding region runs from base 1 to 213 and encodes 70 amino acids. The transcript is spliced from 2 exons. Gene Ontology annotation, biological process: G protein-coupled receptor signaling pathway. The record is from RefSeq and is a predicted model, not a curated record.
AUGGCUCGGGAUAUGUCAGAUAAGGAAAUCUUGAAAAUGGAGCUGGAUCAGCUGAAGAAGGAAGUGAGCACCGCUAGAACACCAGUGACUUCAAACUGUGCAGAGACGAUUGAGUUCGUGGAGGGACUGCUACCCAACGACCCGCUGAUCAAGGGCGUUUCGGACGACAAGAACCCGUACAAGGGAGACAAGGGAGGCUGCAUAAUAACAUAG